Messenger RNA from Salvelinus fontinalis (brook trout), 3428 nucleotides. Its product is annotated as trypsin I-P1. NCBI's taxonomy places the organism in Eukaryota, Metazoa, Chordata, Actinopteri, Salmoniformes, Salmonidae. The record is from RefSeq and is a predicted model, not a curated record. Gene Ontology annotation, molecular function: serine-type endopeptidase activity. Gene Ontology annotation, biological process: proteolysis. The transcript is spliced from 5 exons. The coding region runs from base 1656 to 2453 and encodes 265 amino acids.
AUGAUCAAUGUAUCUCAAUAGGCUCAGGCCUGGUUUGUAACAAGUAUAUUCAUAGUACAACUUCUCAGAGUAUUCAAGAGUAAUGAAAGAGUUGGUUUAGAAUUUAUCUUCAAAACGGUUUCUGUCCGUUGGGAAUUGCCCUAUUUAGGUGUGAAGUAUAGAAUCGGAGAUGGGAUCAGACAACAACAUAAAAGUUGAUCUCAAUGACACUGUAACUAUACACUAUACAGUAUCUACAUACUAUAACGCCCCAAUGUAAUGAUGCAUUAUACUGUAUCUCUAGAGUAUAGGAAUUGGAACAAACAUGAUUAUAAUGUAACUAAUAUUAUUUCAUUCAUAUUUGAAACUACAAAACGUACACUUGUCAUUAUCACGGUUCCCCAUUAGGAUCUGUUUCUGGAAAUACCUAUUUGGAUAAAAUGCAGAAAUGACUUAUUUCACCUUUAUUUUAAAAGGGAGUCAUACUGAGAUCAAGGUCUCUUUUACAGAUGAGCCCUGAAUUACAGAAAUGACAGAAAAUACACAUCAAAAUAUAAAUACAAAAUGCAAGCAGAAGUUGAUAACCUGAUAUGGUGCAAUACCCAGAUCGUAAUGUUGUCUUUAAAUGUGGUAUUUAGGAGCAUACAGCGUGUGGGCAUUUCUGUUAUUUUCACGUAUGUAUUAUCAGUGUAGCGCCUUCGUUUUUUAAGGAUGCAUGACCACACACAUAAAACCAUAAGAUGUUAUUCAUAUUUGGAUAGGCCUAUUGUUCAAGUCAUUUACAUCAUGCCAAGGGGAUAAAUGUAACUUUUUAUAUUUGCUAUAAUACUGUUUUUUAAUGUCACAAUACAUGAAUUCUUAUCUAACACCACCCCCAUUCAAUCCAAACAGCACAAUAAACCAAUGAACUCUUAUUAUGUUCACGUCUUGGGCUUGACUGGAGAAAGGUGUUCAAUUCCCAGCUACCUCCACUCAACAAUGAGCCCCAAGGUGCAAUCAAGAAAAGGCUUAGAAAUGGAGAUAAUGGAGGACACGAUGUUUUGUCAUGGACGAGGUCAGUCUCUGUCUUGUGUUGUGGGAUACACCAUUUCAUAUGCAUGAUGGGACAUAACAAAGCAAAAUAAAAGGGCAUGGUACCAUUAUAAAAGGCGAGAGGAGAACCCUGGAACCACCAGUUGGAGAUACCAGAAGGCUGUGCAGUGAAGGAUUGUGGCCGUUGGUGAGUAGCAAAACGUAGUUUUUUUGGUGCAUGUUUUAUGUAAAACAUUUAUGUUUACCUUUUUAAGUCCAUGGUUACUUACAUGGGGUCAAAAGCUACAUCUACUCAAAGAUAUGUGAUUGGUUUGUUAAAAUCAAUGACCUUAUUACAUGAAUUCUAUCUGUCAAGUUAUUGAAUUUUACAUGUGAAAUUUUGUUUAAACUACACUGAAUACUUUUCUAAGGGAAAAGAGCAAGUUUGAAGAGUUACAGGAUGUCGUCUUCAAUCAUCUCAGUGGUCCUAACACGGGAUGGGAUGUAUCUCAUGUAAAAAUCACAUAAUUGAGGAUAUCAGAAACAUACUUUGAUCUCUCAGAAGCUGUGCGGGAUUUUGUCUUGAGAUAAAACAAUCCCUAGGACAUCUAUGUAGGCUAGAAACACUGCUAUGUCAUUAUUGGGGAGUUCUCUAAUAAAAUGAUAUGUGUUUCCAUGUUUCAAGUGAAGUUAACAUGGAACAGUUGACAUGGUCUGCAGUGCUGCUCCUACUGGCUCUCUCAGUCAGAGAGACAUUUACACAGAGAAUCAUCGGAGGACAAGAAGUCGAACGGUAUUCUAUCAAGUACCAGGCAUCUAUACAGUAUAACAGGAACCACUACUGUGGAGCCACCCUCAUUCGGCCACAGUGGGUGGUGUCUGCUGCCCACUGCUGGAGACCGGCCCAGCUGAUCCAGGUGGUUUUGAGUGAGCACAGUCUGGUCGAGGAAGAGGGCUUCGAGCAAGUGUUCAACAUCUCCAAGAUCUUGGUCCACUAUAGCUACAACUACAAGACCUUCAACAACGACAUCAUGCUCAUCAAGCUCAGUGAGCCAGCCAAGCUCAAUGCCUACGUUCAGCCUGCCCCACUGCCAGAAGACGACACCCCUGCUCUCCCAGGGUACACCACCUGUACGGUGAGCGGCUGGGGUGUCACACGUAUCUACAGCUACUUCCUGUCCCCUGUGCUGCGUGCUGUGGAUGUGCAGACCAUUCCAUACUGCCACCAGUACUACUACUGGAGGAUCACAGACAACAUGAUGUGCGCUGGGUCUCGCUUUGGUGGCAAGGACUCCUGUCAGGGCGACUCGGGCGGACCCCUUAUCUGCAAUGGAAACUUGGAAGGCAUCGUUUCAUGGGGAAUCAGCUGUGCCAACCCUUACUUCCCAGGAGUCUACACUCAAGUCAGAAUGUAUGUCCGAUGGAUCGACUGGAUCAUCAACAGUGACAACCCCAACAACUGAAUCAAGACCAAUGUCCAGGAAGGGUAGCGCACACAGGGAAGAGAACAGUUCCACAAUGAAUUGAAUAGAAGGAUAUAAAUCACCAUGAGGUAAAAUAAAAUACUACACUAUUCCACUCCUGCUUGUCACAGUUUUAAACCAUAUGAACAAGAGCAGUGGCUGUGGCAUCACAUUAGCUGUGAGUAGAGGGCCAACAUAGAGGCAAUAUUAGGGGAAGUAGCACAGAGAUCCUACAGUAUGUCAUUCUGUGUGGAAUAGCAAUAAACCACAAUUUUCUCAUUAACUUAGUUAGCUUUGGACACUGACUAAAUUAUGUCUUUACAGAUAUCAGAUUUAAGCAUUGAGGUUCUGAGGUCGUAAGAAUCUGAUGAUUAUUAACCUUGUAUUAAACCUACAAACAUGAUUGACAGUUCGACUUUGUUAUUCUGUUGUGAAGAGAGAAAAAAUGCUGUAUAAACUGUUAAGACUCUUGCUUGAAAUGUACUGAUUCAUGUUACCAUACUAGAACGCAUUAAUUACUUUACAUGUAUAAGGUAUGUAUAUUUUGGGGUCAAUGAAAAGUGGAUGGGAAGUAGGAAUAUGGAAAGACAAUGUAGAAGCUUCAUAUUCUGUUCCAUGUUUCUGAGGAGAGAGGUGAAACGCAAUUGUUAGUCUCUGAUAAGGCAGGCCAGCUGCGGAACUAGGGAGGAGUGAGGAAUGCGUCUCGAGGUCAAAUCAACAGAUGAAGUGAGAAGAAACCUCUGGGAGGGGGGCCAGAGUGGCCCAUCACAACGCCAUUCCUACUGUAGUACUUUUUACAUGUAUUUUACCUUUAUUUAACUAGGCAAGUCAGUUUUAAGAACAAAUUAUUAUUUACAAUGAUGGCCUACCUUGUUCAAGGGCAGAACAACAGACUUUUACCUUGUCAACUCUGGGAUUCAAUCCAGCAACCUUUCGGUUACUGGCCCAACGCUCUAACCACUAGGCUACCUGCCG